UUUUAAGGUUAACUUCCGGGUAAAGCGUCUCGGUGUUGUCGUUGUUGCAAAAGUUCUACUUGUGUUGAGAAAAUGGAUAUACUGAAAGCUGAGAUUGCAAGGAAAAGAAAAAUAAUCGAAGACAAAAAUCUUGUUGAUGACUCCAAGAAAUUCUUCAAAAGGGCUGAUCUUGCACGCAUGGAACAAGAAGAUUAUUUCAUAAGAAGCGGAUAUAAGGUUCAGAGAGAGACUCCUGAAAGCCAGAUUAAUAAGAAAGAAGAAGAUGAACCAUCCACUUCAGCUAAUCCAGUGUUAGAACUGGAACUCACCGAAGAGAAGCUGCCAAUGACACUGUCACGACAGGAAGCAGUUCGACGGCUUAGAGAGCGAGGGGAACCAAUCCGACUGUUUGCAGAGUCUGAUUAUGAUGCCUUCCAGAGACUCAGGAAGAUUGAGAUUCUGACCCCAGAAGUAAACAAGGGCUUGAGGAAUGAUCUGAAAGCAGCCAUGGACAAGAUCGACCUGCAAUACCUGAAUGAGAUUGUUGGAGGAACCGAGCCAGGAGAAGUGGACACACAGCACGACCUGAAAGUGCAUGAAGAAAACACCACUAUAGAAGAAUUGGAGGCUCUUCGUAGUUCCCUGGGCACAGGAGAUGAUAAUGGAGACCAGGAUGUUAUCGACAAGUUUUUGAAGUUUCUUCUUGGUGUUUGGGCCAAAGAUCUGAACAGCCGAGAAGACCACGUGAAGCGAAGUGUUCAGGGCAAGCUGGCCAGUGCAACUCACUCGCAGACAGAGUCUUACCUCAAACCUCUCUUCAGGAAGCUCAGGAAGAAGAGUUUACCAGCUGACAUCAAAGAGUCAAUCACAGACAUCAUUAAAUUCAUGUUGGAGAGAGAAUAUGUCAAGGCCAAUGAUUCCUACCUGCAGAUGGCCAUUGGUAAUGCUCCCUGGCCUAUCGGUGUGACCAUGGUGGGUAUCCACGCUCGUACUGGGCGAGAAAAGAUCUUCUCCAAGCAUGUGGCACACGUUCUCAACGAUGAGACGCAGAGAAAAUACAUCCAGGGACUAAAGAGGCUAAUGACUAUCUGCCAGAAACAUUUCACGACUGUUCCUUCAAAGUGUGUGGAGUACAACGCUCUUUAACUUGUAACUUCAGCUUAAUGUAGGCCAAGUCUGUCAGGUCAGUUAUAUCACAAUCCAAAGUGGGAGUUUUUCACAGCAGCUCAAUUAUGGGUUCUAGCAUGACUGAAUCUUGUAUAUUAAGGGCCUUAGAGUACAGCUAAUUUAUAAAUGAAAAUAUCUCGGACUUAGGUGGAGAACACCCAACAUCCCUCGAGUCUUAUUAGACUUGUCCCGGUGAACUACUGGGAAAACUGACGCACCUGUCAUGCCAUUAAUACUUCAGUCCUACUUGAGAACAUGUUUGUUUAUGGAUGCUCUGAGGAGUCCAAACCAUUGUUGCAGAAAAUGUAAAGCAGUAAAAAUGUUAAACUUUAUUUGCUACUCUUCAGUUAAUAUUUGCUUUUACAAGUUUUUCAAGGAAGAUCCAGUAAUGUAAGUUUUAUUACGCCUGUGAUUCUUAACUCUUUAUUGACAUGCAGAUUCAGUUAUAUGUGCAUGUUUGAGUUUUCAGCAGAUAAUUAAUUUGAUCCGUUUGUCUCUGUACUAUCUUAGUAAGAAAAUAAAGUGUUGUUUUGCUACACCAGU
Molecule: messenger RNA, 1689 nt
Organism: Cottoperca gobio
Lineage: Eukaryota; Metazoa; Chordata; Actinopteri; Perciformes; Bovichtidae
Gene: prpf18
Product: PRP18 pre-mRNA processing factor 18 homolog (yeast)
Exons: 11
Coding region: 73-1125 (350 amino acids)
Biological process (GO): generation of catalytic spliceosome for second transesterification step; RNA splicing
Cellular component (GO): U4/U6 x U5 tri-snRNP complex; U2-type post-spliceosomal complex; U5 snRNP
Source: RefSeq, a predicted model, not a curated record